This is a messenger RNA of Colletotrichum graminicola M1.001, 1119 nucleotides long. RefSeq names its product ATP adenylyltransferase. Bases 1 to 1119 code for a protein of 372 amino acids. Gene Ontology annotation, molecular function: ATP binding; ATP:ADP adenylyltransferase activity. The record is from RefSeq and is a predicted model, not a curated record. The transcript has 2 exons. Lineage: Eukaryota; Fungi; Ascomycota; Sordariomycetes; Glomerellales; Glomerellaceae. Gene Ontology annotation, biological process: nucleotide metabolic process.
AUGGCUGCGACCGCGAUAGACGAGGCCUCAAUCCUCGCCAGAUUCGAUGAGCUCGUCAGCGACGGCGUGGUGAUGUACGCCGAGGACAUGGAGAAGGUCUACUACGAGGACCAGGGCUUCAAGUUCGAGUUCCGCAUCACGUCGGCCCUGGAAAGCAAGCCCGCCGCCGUGGGAGACAACGCGGAGUUGGACGACGCCAACGGCGGGGCCGACGGGGGCACCCACCACACGUCGUCCGAAACCAAGGUGCCCGGUGUGGGCAAUGGCAGCGCCGACGCCAGCAGCAGCAGCAGCAGCAACGGAACACCGCGCGGCAUAGAGCUCGACGCGGGCGGCUGCGUGCCCGGGGGCGACAUCAGCAUCGCGGGGUACGAGAUCGGCCUCGUGGGCGGCGGCGCGCACGUCCUCUCGUUCAACAAGUUCUGCGCGUACCGCCCGCACCUGAUGCUCGUGACGGCCGACGGGCGGCGGCGCCAGUUCGAGGCGUUGGACGACGCAGACUUUGGGGCCGCGCGGGAGGUCCUGAUGGGGCUGCAUCGCCGCGGCGGCGGCGGUGGUGGCGUUAGGCAGGAGUAUCUCGUCAUCUUCAACUGCGGCAAAAAGGGAGGAUGCAGCAGGCUCCAUAAGCACAUGCAGGUGAUCCCCGCGCCCGACGCCAUCCCGUCGUGGCCCGACGAGGCCGGGCCGGAGGGGGCCUCCGGAGGGAGACCGGGCCCGCCGUUUCGGUACUUCAUGCACCGGUUCGCCGGGUCUCUGAACGGCGGCAGUGGCGGCAGUGGCGGCGGCGGCGGCGAGGCUGGGGAGCUGCCGUCUGCGGACGAGCUGGUCAGGGCCUACCGACGGAUGCUCCGGCAAGCGGCGGCGCUGGUUCCCGGGCGGGAGGGGGCCGUGGAGGAGAGCGGGGCUGGGGGCGGCAGGGAGGCGGCGGUGCCACACAACGUCUUGCUGGGCGGGAGGUGGAUGGUGGUCAUCCCGAGGGUGACGGACGGGGUCGGCGAGGCCGGCGUGAACGCGGCGGGGAUGCUGGGCGUCGUCUGGGCCGCGGGGGCGGAGACGGUCGACAAGUGGAAGAGGCUGGGGCCGAGGCGGGUGUUGAGUGAGGUUGGCGUUCGGGGAUGA